AUGCGUCGUUUCAUCUUCGGCAUUGACAAAGCGCCUCGUGACGAUCUGCUUCGCAAGGUGGAGAGAUACAACACAAUAUUACGAGACGUUCUGGAAACAAGCAAUAAAAUCACGCAGAUCAGAAAACGAAUUGCGCUUCCCCAAGCCCAGAGGUCCUUGCUUAGCUUCUGGAAACAUGCCAGCGCCAUUUACGGUCUCCUGCAAGGAGCCUGGAAGCAGAACUGCUGUCGAUCACAUCAUGCCGACCUCUGGCUCGAAAAUUGGAAAUGCCCAGACGUUGCGUUCACUGUGUUGUUCCGUGCUGGUGACAAUGAGGGCGGACCAAAUAUUGCAUUCUGGCUUUGGCAAACGGCUUGUAUCAAACUCUUCAAGGCUCGCGACAAUGACGCAGGAAACAUGCUCAGGCUUCUGACACCAGAGAGAACGAUACAAGAAAAUCCUCAGCCCACAUUCCAAAGCCAGCUACCCUCUGCCCCGAAGGAGCAGUCUAGCUUGAAAGGACAGCUCAAGCAGCUUUUCAGACCCAAGUCAAGUUGCAUCGAGCCGUCUAUGAUCACCGAUCUCUGCAAAACCUUUGCCACAAUUUCCCCCACCGGCGGUCUUUCCGAAAUACGGGAGAACGAUGACAAUCAAUACGCUCUCGUUCCUCCCGAAGUGCCUCAUCCGGAUGCUGAUACCCGAAAAAUGGUGAAUUUGUGGACCUUACUGAAUAAGACCUCGACCAUAGUCCUCACUCGCCGAGAUCGGCUCUCAAUUGCAAUUUCGCUGGCAUCGUCACACUUGCAGCUACAUUGGACACCGUGGCUCAGAAGCUUGUGGAGCAAAACGGACAUCGAAUUCCUUGUGGAUCCACAGGACGAGAACCGCGUUCUGACCGAUAAACCAUACCUCUCGCGUGACUUUUACCAGUCCUCAAGCUUCGAUCCCCAGACCUGCAAGUGGUGA
Molecule: messenger RNA, 945 nt
Organism: Cladophialophora bantiana CBS 173.52
Lineage: Eukaryota; Fungi; Ascomycota; Eurotiomycetes; Chaetothyriales; Herpotrichiellaceae
Exons: 2
Coding region: 1-945 (314 amino acids)
Source: RefSeq, a predicted model, not a curated record